ACAACAUCCUCUCACACAUACAACAACACCAGAGUCCAGAGAGAUCGAGCGGAUCCAAGCCAAUGGCAACCAAGAGCCUUCUUCUCGCCGCCCUCCUGGUCCUCGCCGUCAGCCUGGCACCGCACGGUGCGGAGGCGGCGGGCAAGCAGCCUCCACUGGCAAUGAUCUCCGGCGUGGUGCCAUGCAGCGCCGGGAACUCCAUCAACGUGGCUGCGGUUCCGCCGUUCCCGAAUGCCGCCGUGCAGAUGGUGUGCGGCCGUGAUGUGAUGGCCAGCGCGACGGCGGACCGCAGCGGAACGUACACCAUGAACAUGGGCCCGGCCACAUCAUCGCUGCUCGCCCCUCUGCUCGGCAACCAGUGCAAGGUGGUGGUGGUCACCCCGCUGGCCACCUGCAACGCGUCCCUAGCCAGCGUCACUGGGACGCUGACUGCACCAGUUCAGCUCCUGGGUAUUGACACUGGCAGUGGCAAUGGCAGUGGCAGCGGUAGCGGCGGCCUCGGGGGGCUUGGCGGCCUAAUUGGCCUCAUCGGCCAGAUCGUGGGCGGCCUCCUUGGCGGCAUCCUUAAUAUUAUCCCAUUGCCCUUCUCCGUCGUCUAGAUGCUUCUACUACCGGCGUGUCGAUCAAAAAACACGACGGACCUAAAUAAAUAAAUACGUGCCAAUCUAUCAACGUACCCAACGGUCAACUGUCCCCGCUUUAUUAUGUAAAAUCUACUCGUGUGGUUUGUAUUACCGCUUCUAAGAAGCACAUAAGUAAGCAUAUCACCUAAUAGUAGUACUCUGAGUGUGUAUCAUGUGAUCAAUA
Molecule: messenger RNA, 807 nt
Organism: Triticum aestivum (bread wheat)
Lineage: Eukaryota; Viridiplantae; Streptophyta; Magnoliopsida; Poales; Poaceae
Product: phylloplanin
Exons: 2
Coding region: 63-599 (178 amino acids)
Source: RefSeq, a predicted model, not a curated record